This is a messenger RNA of Chara braunii, 2279 nucleotides long. Lineage: Eukaryota; Viridiplantae; Streptophyta; Charophyceae; Charales; Characeae. The record is from the annotation of a GenBank genome assembly.
UUUUGCACAUUUGGUGAGUGGUGCGGCUACUACACCCUACGAACCAGGAACCAGAGGAGCGUGGAGCGUAGAGUCGAGAGCAAACAGGGAGGGCGAAGUAAGGGGGACUACACGAGAGAGAGAGAGAGAGAGAGAGAGAGAAGGGAGCGCUGAAGGGGUGAGAGAGGAGUUCAUCGGUGCAGAGCGGACAAAGAGCGGCUCACCGCGAGCGAAGUUGGCCGGACAAGAGCAGGGAACAGGAUGGUGCGCGUAGCGACCUUCGCGGCUAUGGUGGCCGUGACCUUGGCGGCGAUGUCGCAGCAGCCGCGAGUCCUUAUAUGGAUGGACAAAAGAAGAGAAGAGAAGGCUGCGGCCUACGAGGCUGAAAAGGCAGCCCAACGCUUAAAGCGGAAGCUUCUGGAAGAAUUGCACGCUAAGGAGGCCAAUGCUUGAUACCACAUUCACAGAACUCUCUUCUUCUUCGUCUUCUUCUUCUUUUUCUUCUUUUUCUCCUCGUUUGUUUUCUUCUUCGGUUUCUGCCAUAGCCGUGGAGAGAGGAACGAUCACACAUGGGGUCUGGAGAGACGAAGCGACGGGACGAGAUGAUGACGUGGCAGGCUAGAAAUGAUUUCGGCGCGCAGUGGGGUGAUGACCUGGCAUUACAGUGCUACCAAUUUGGCGCGCAGCAUGAUGGGUGUCGGGAUGCGACGUGGCGAGAGGAACGAUCAUAUGGGGGGUAUGGAGAGAGAAAUGACGGGGCGAAAUGGUGACAUGGCAGGCUAGGAUGAUUUUGGCGCGCAGCGGGAUGAUGACGUGGCAUUAUAUUGCCCCCGAUUUGGCGCGCACCAUGAUGGUCAUAGAUGAGCCAGUUGGAAGAUGGUAUUGGCGCGCAGUGGGAUGAUGACGUGGGGCAUUAUAUUGCCGCGGAUUUGGCGCGCAGCAUGAUGGUAAUAGAGGAGCCAGGCGGCGCUUCGACCCCGACGAGCGAAACGUUGCGCUUCUCUGGAAAGCGCCACGCGGCACGUCAAAGAAUGCGUGCAACGUGGCGCUUUCUCUCCAGGAGCGUGCCACGUGCCACGUGCCACGUGGCGCUUCCGGUCAGGAGGGCCACGUGGCACGUCUCUGCCAGCGUGCGACGUUGCGUUUUCUUGCACGAGCACCACGUGGGCGUCCCUUUCGCGAGCGCCACGUGGGCGUUUCUUUCGCGAGCGCCGCGUGGGCGUUUCUUUCACGAGCGCCACGUGGGCGUUUCUUUCGCGAGCUCCACGUGGGGGAUCUUGACGCCUCUGAAGAGCGUCAUGUCACGCCUGGGAAUGCGACGUCAUAGAUGAUUAUUAUCGCUUAAUAGAGGAAGAAGCUUGAUUGAUUGGGUCGGGACAGAGCGCAAUUGAUACGGAAAGGACUGCAAGUAAACCCCUGCUACACGGGCGUCGAUCGACGUGAGAGGAAGCGAUGACGUGGCAGCACUGUGAUGAUUUGGCAGAGGCCUAUGGCUUGAUCCGGAAAUUCGUCAUCUAUGCCUAUGGAUAUGAGUUAAGGAUUUUGUCGUUAGUGUCAGAAUAUCGCCGGCCGAGGGAAAAGCAAGGGUAUGCCGACGGAGGGAGGGGAGAGGGGUAGUGCUCCAUGCACACGCGCACGCACAAUGGGCCCGGCUAUGGCUGCCAUAGAUACCGGCUAUAUAGAGGCUAUGGCUGUAUUGUCUAUAGCGGCUAUGGUGGCGGCUACGGAGGCAGCUAUUUUUGGCUGUGUGCUAUAUCGUCCAUGGUGAGGGAUAUGAAGGGGGUACGAUAGCUAUGCCAGAUAUAGCCUUAUGUUGGCUAUGCCAGCUAUAGUGACGGCUAAAGCCCGUCUAUUUUGGCUUUGCCAGCUAUAGCCACGGCUAUGGCGGUCACAGCAGCAGCAGCAGCCGGUAUGCCGAGGAAUGGUGAUGAUAGCAAGCUGUUUGGGAGAGCGAGGUGGGUAUGGGGUUGACUAUGGCAGGAAUGGCAACGACUAUGACGGCUACGACGAUGGCUAUGGCGAUGGCGGCUAUGGCAAUUGGCGAUGGCGGCUAUGGCGAUAGCUAUGGCGAUGACUAUGGCUAUGGCCGCUAUUGCCGCUAUGGCGAUGGCUUAUUGUUCCUUAGCACUGUAUUCGCCACGUCAUCGAUCGUCUCUGUUGACGUCAUCAUCAUCCUAGUACAUUCCGUACAGGCAGGACGUUAAUUUUCGUAACGAUAGAUGCUAACUCUCGCCGUUUUUUUUCAACUUCAGAUUAGUCCCAAGGACAAAAAAAAAAAAAGGAAUUAUGGAAACCACAGC